AUGAGUCUCCUAAAGAUCGCCGUAGCGGGUAUUUUUGCCAUUCCAGCUCUGCUUGUCAGUAUCGUGACGGCUCCUUUGAUUGCCGUGUUGUCUCUGCCUUCUUUGGCACUACUUUGCUUUCAGUCGUCGGAAGCACCACAAUCAAAAAAGGACACUGCCAAUUCACCAACCAAAGAUCAUGCCAUUAUCAGUGGUGGAAGUACCGGCAUUGGAUUUUCCAUUGCACAGGAUUGUGUCCAACGAGGCAUGACCCAAGUCACCAUUAUGGCACGCACCAAAUCCAAAUUGGAAGCUGCCGUCCAAAAAUUGGAAGAUAUCAAACAACGUGUUGGUUCCAAGACUACUAUUUCCUAUCGAUCCGUCGAUGUGUCCGAUGCUCCCGCCGUUCAAGCUGUUGCCAAGGAACUCGCUGGCACUGGCGAUCAUCAAGGAGGAGAGACGAAAUACUACUUGUUCUGCUGCGCGGGAAUGGCCUAUCCAGGGUAUUUUGAACACAUUUCGCACGACAAGUUUGCCCAUUGCGUCAACGUCAAUCAACUGGGGACCAUCUUUACCGUUCAAGCCUUCUUGCCACACAUGACACAUGCCGUCAUUGUCUUGACAUCCAGUCUCGCCGGACAAGUGGGGGUGUACGGGUACACGGCGUACAGUCCUACCAAAUUUGCCUUGAGAGGAUUUGCCGAAGUCUUGCACGCCGAAUUGGCCGACAAUCCACAGGUUCACAUUCAGGUCGCCUUUCCACCCGACACGGAUACACCUGGCUUUCAAGAAGAAGAAAAAACCAAACCCAAAGAAACCAAACUCACCAGUGAAGACGCCGGAUUGUCCAAACCAGAGGAUAUUGCCAAUCAAAUGGUCAAGGCGGCAUUGGCACCCAAUCCAGCAUUUUUGGUGUACUUUACACUGGAAGGAUGGAUGCUGUCGGCAUUAACAGCCGGGAUGAGUCCUGUAUCCACAUUGGUAGAUGCCGUCACACAGGUAUCGCUGGGAGGCCUCUUCCGAUUGAUUUCAUUGUUCUACUUGAACGAUUGGUGGCGUAUCAUUCGGCAAUGUGCACAAGAACGGAUCGACAACAAUCAAGAAAAACCGCGACCGUCAGCAGGAGAUAGUGCUAAUAAUAGCAACAGUAAGUCCAGUGACAAAAAGAGUGAUUGA
Messenger RNA from Seminavis robusta, 1155 nucleotides. The record is from the annotation of a GenBank genome assembly. NCBI's taxonomy places the organism in Eukaryota, Bacillariophyta, Bacillariophyceae, Naviculales, Naviculaceae.